Messenger RNA from Betta splendens (Siamese fighting fish), 1550 nucleotides. RefSeq names its product collectin sub-family member 11 (gene colec11). The coding region runs from base 1 to 1008 and encodes 335 amino acids. The record is from RefSeq and is a predicted model, not a curated record. NCBI's taxonomy places the organism in Eukaryota, Metazoa, Chordata, Actinopteri, Anabantiformes, Osphronemidae. The transcript is spliced from 7 exons.
AUGUCCUAUCACACUCAUUGUGUGGAGCCUGUGGAGCAACAUGAAAUGUGUGUGCGUAGGACCACUAGUGUUCAAAACCCUGCAAGUCUCUGCAAGUGGGCAAUCCUGUUUCCGUCUGUUUGGAAAGGUUCUCUGCAGUGUAGCCCACUAUCCAGCCGAUGUAGAAGGAUGAGAGGACAGAAGCUGUUACUGCUCAUGAUACUUACGUCAGUGAUGAUGACUUUUUUACCUGUACACUCAUCGUAUGGAGAGCACUUGGUGGAGGACACCUGCACUGUUCAGAUCCUCGUUCCUGGACUUAAAGGAGAACCAGGAGAGAAAGGACAAAAAGGAGCACCGGGAAGACCUGGAAGAGUGGGACCUCCUGGAGGGACUGGCCAACCUGGGCUUAAUGGUCAGAAAGGAAUUAUGGGACGAUAUGGAAAAGUGGGACCAAGUGGAUUGAAAGGUGUAAAAGGAGACAUGGGAGACCCAGGUCCAAGGGGCCCUGACGGAGACCCAGGAGUUCCAUGUGAGUGCGGACCCAUGAGAAAGCUGAUCGGGGAAAUGGACAUUCUCGUGUCUCAGCUCUCCUCGGAGCUGAAAUUCAUUAAAAAUGCACUGCCCUCCCCUGCAGCUGUCGCUGGCAUAAAAGAGACAGACAGUAAGGUCUAUGUGUUGGUGAAGGAGGAGAAGCGCUACUCUGACGCGGAGGCCUACUGUCAGACGAGGGGAGGGCACCUGGUCAUGCCCAAGGACGAGGGGGCCAAUGCGGCCGUGGCGGGGUACAUCACAGAAGCCGGCCUGAGCCGAGUCUACAUUGGAAUCCACGACCUGGACCACGAGGGCGUUUUCACCUACGUGGAUCGCUCCCCCAUGACGACCUUCAGCAAGUGGAGAAAAGGCGAGCCCAACAACGCCUACGACGACGAGGACUGUGCUGAGAUGGUGGCGUCUGGGGAGUGGACUGACGUGGCGUGCCAUCCCACCAUGUACUUUGUCUGUGAAUUUGACAAAGACAGUGUUUAAGUACAGUCCUCGCUGAAGAAACAUCUGACAGAGAUUGUUAAGCAAACGCUGAGUCCAGCUACUAUGUCUUCACAUGGUUUAUGCUGUCUCCCAUGUGUAAAUAAAUAAUGACAAAACGACAUGCACGUUGCACAAACUAGUACUGUAUAUCUUCUACUAUUUUCAACAGCUUAUAAGCUAUUUAUUUUCUUAUCUCACAAGCAACAUGAGGUUUUGCUUUUUCACUUAGUUUAAGAGCACUCUUAAUCUUGUAUGCUUUGAUUUAUUACUGUUUACAGCAGCACGUCAGGCACAUAUUGAGUUUUUAUGCUAUGCAAACUAUGCUCUGAGCAAUCUCUGAGCAACAGUGCCGUCAACAAACACAACACAAUAACUAAUAGCGAAGGCUGCAGAUUGUGUGGAAAAUAUGAAAUUAAAACAAAGGUUUUGGUUCCAGUUGGCUGCUUUUAAUCAGAUUAAUACAGCACAAUAUGCAUUCUAUAUUCAUUUUUACAUAAUAACGUAUGUGCCAGAUGUUGUACAAUAAACAUUCACGGACAAUU